This is a messenger RNA of Chara braunii, 1597 nucleotides long. The record is from the annotation of a GenBank genome assembly. NCBI's taxonomy places the organism in Eukaryota, Viridiplantae, Streptophyta, Charophyceae, Charales, Characeae.
GGCAGGUCUGAUUUUCAUCCCAUGGUCCAGAAGUACAAGACUAUGUGGCCGUUCAAAGUGGUGGCGGGGGAACGAGACAUGGCCGUUGUAUGGUUCGAAAAAGGACCUGACGGCAAGCAAACGUUCUCACCCCCGGAAAUUUCCUCCCUUCUUUGAAGGACAUGAAAAGCAUUGCCGAGAAGUUAGCUAAUGACGUCAUCGCGGAUGCUGUGAUAACUGUUCCCGCCCACUUCAGUGACAGUCGGAGGGAGGCCACGAUGGAGGCAGGGCGUCAAGCAGGCCUGAACGUGCUGCAGCUGAUGAAUGAACCGACGGCGGCCGCCGUAGCGUACGUUUAUGAAAAGAAAAUAAAUACGGAGUCUGCUGGAAAGAAUAUCAUGGUGUUCGAUCUGGGAGGAAACACGCUUGACGUCUUAAUCAUUACCCUCGAUAGCGGCAGCCUACUUGUGCGCAAGGUGAAAGGCGACUCUGAUCUGGGAGGUGUCGACUUCGACAGCAACCUCAUCAGGUAUGUCGCAGAGAAGCACAGGCUUAAGACGGGUUGCAAUGUUCUCGGCGGGGAGAAUGAGAAGAUGUUUCCGCGAUUGAGGGAGGCCAUCGUUACGGCAAAGCACACUUUGUCUACCCAAGACGAGGCGGACAUUGAGUUGUACAUCAACGAUGUAGAUCUCAACCAGUCCAUACUCCGAUCAGAGUUCGAACGGGUCAAUGAGGAGCUCUUCCAAAAGUGCAUGUUUAGGGUUGAGAUAGCACUUCGAGGAGCCAAGAUGACUAGUCAGGACAUCUCCGAAGUGAUUUUAGCCGGAGGAUCAACGCGGAUAAAAAGAGUCCACGAGCUACUCCAGCAAUUCUUUGGCAGGGCUCCGUUAUCAGUUGUUCAUCCGGAUGAAGUGGUGGCACAUGGUGCGGCCGUGCAGGCAGCUUUUCUAUCUAAACUUGUUAUUGAAAAGCAUAAGCCUAAGGUGCCCGUGUGCAACGUGAAUCCGAAAAGCAUCGGAGUGAUGAGAAGUCUCGGGGAAAUGAGUGUUUUGAUCCCCAAGAACAGUCCUCUUCCGGCAAAAGGGGAGCUCGAGGUUGAGUGCGCCUACGAUUACGCAGGGGGUUGUGCGGGGUGGGGGGGCCCUUUGGGCAGUGUGGGGAGCGGCGGCGGUGCUUGGGGGGGUUGUGGGCAGUGUGGGGAGCGGCGGCGCUGCUUGGGGGGGGAGCUUUGGGCCAAUACCCCAGACGAAACGUAAAAAAAAAAAGAAAAAAAAAAAAGAAUUUGCGUGAAUUUGUGUGUCUGUGUUUGUGUGAAUGUGUGUGUGUGUGUGUGUGUGAAUGUUGCUUUUUUUUUUUCCGGGGGUGUGGGGAAACCCCCUAACACGGCUCAGAAGACCCAUGCAAGCUCUCUGAAGGGUCCUCGCAGCCAUGUGGCGCAGAACCCCCCACCAAAAUUGAGGCAGGUAGUGAGUAUGAGGUAUUGCACCAGCUGGCCGAAUAUAUAGUCAGGAUUCAAGUUCAGGUCUGUGUUUCARCAGUUAUGGGUUGGUCACGUAGCUACAAYRKAAAAWUUUCCYAKAAUUAAAUAWUCAUUCUAUAGUAAAAUUACAAUAUAAAU